Molecule: messenger RNA, 2506 nt
Organism: Anopheles maculipalpis
Lineage: Eukaryota; Metazoa; Arthropoda; Insecta; Diptera; Culicidae
Gene: whd
Product: carnitine O-palmitoyltransferase 1, liver isoform
Exons: 12
Coding region: 66-2498 (810 amino acids)
Biological process (GO): fatty acid metabolic process; carnitine metabolic process
Cellular component (GO): mitochondrion
Molecular function (GO): carnitine O-palmitoyltransferase activity
Source: RefSeq, a predicted model, not a curated record
UGCUCGAACGCGCGUACGAUCUGGUGGCUGGGUUGCAUUUGUACCGGUAACGUGUAGCCGGUGCAAUGGCUGAAGCACAUUCAGCUGUUGCUUUCUCGUUCUCAAUCACCCACGAAGGAUGGGACAUCAAUUACGAUCGUGAGGUCUUAGAUCUCGUCUGGCAGUCUGGUGUACGAUCAUGGAAGAAACGAUUGGCACGAUUCCGGACUGGAGUACGCAACGGCGUCUAUCCGGCCCAUCUUCAAAGUCUGUGGCUGGUGAUAGCGAUAGCGGUGGGAUUACAUUUUACCAAACGACACGUUCCGUUCGAUCUAGUCAACAAAUGGCUAUCCGUUUUACCAGGCGACACACUCCAAUGGCAGUUGACGGCAUGUUCAUUAGCCGGGCUGGUAGUUUGGCUAUCAAUUUGCUACACAAUGCGUUACUCGCUGAAGUUGUUGCUUAUGUACAAAGGAUGGAUGUAUGAAAAACGUGCACCGGGCAGCAAAGUGUCUUUGCAGACAAGAUUAUGGGGAUUGUUCGUCAAAAUACUUGCCACCUGGAAUAAACCAGGACUGUACAGCUUCCAAGGAUCGCUCCCGAGGCUACCGUUGCCAAGCGUGCAGGAUACGAUGACCCGCUAUCUUCGCUCCGUUCGUCCCCUGCUGGACGAUACGAACUACAACCGAAUGGAGCGGUUAGCGAAAGAAUUCCAGCUGGGCAUCUCGACCAAACUGCAGCGCUAUCUGUUCCUCAAGAGCUGGUGGUCCACCAACUACGUGUCGGAUUGGUGGGAGGAGUACGUGUAUCUGCGUGGUCGUGGUGCGCUCAUGGUUAACAGCAACUUUUACGGGAUCGAUGCCAUUUUUAUGCAUCCGACCAAGGUACAGAGUGCACGGGCAGCCAGUGUGGUAAACUUACUACUACAGUUCCGCCGUACCGUUGAACGGCAGGAACUCGAACCGAUCCUAGUGCAGGGUUUGGUGCCUUUGUGUUCGUGGCAGUAUGAGCGUAUUUUCAACACCGUACGUGCCCCCGGUGUAGAGACCGAUAAAAUCAUUCACUAUCAAGAUUCAAACCACAUCGUCGUGCUGUAUCGCGGCUGCUAUUACAAAGUUAUCAUCUAUCACAAUGGGCGAAUAUUGCGUCCAUGUGAACUGCAAAUUCAGAUCGAACACAUCCUGCAACAGGGAGCGGAAAAACCCCAACCGGGCGAAGAGCUGCUGGCUUCGCUGACUGCUGGAGAUCGUACCAAGUGGGCACAGGUGAGACAAACCGUGUUCGCUAAGGGAGCAAACCGCACAUCGCUACAUACCGUCGAAAGUGCGGCGUUUGUACUGUCGCUCGAUGAAAAACCGUUCGAGUUUGAUUUGGCUCAUCCGGAAAAGUUGGACCAGUUCGGGCGCUACCUACUGCACGGCAAUGGCCAUGAUCGCUGGUUCGACAAGAGCUUUACCGUGUGCGUUGGUAGCAAUGGCAGGAUUGGAUUCAACGCGGAGCAUACGUGGGCGGAUGCAGCCGUUAUGUCGCACAUUUGGGAAAUGUUGAUCAUGGGAGAAACUGAGCAGCGGGCUGAUGCACCUGUUAUGGCACAUGUUUGGGAAUAUAUUGUCGCUGAAGAGGCAACCAAUCCACGAUAUGAUGAAAAUGGCAACACUGUCGGCAUUCCUGAGUUUGAACCACCAACUCCAAAACGUUUGACGUGGGACCUGAACGAUAGAGUAGCGCAGGACGCUAUAGAAGAGGCGCACAUUGCUGCACAAAAGCUGUUGAAUGAUGUGGACUUGCGUAUUCUGGUGCACGAUGCGUACGGUAAGGGAUUGAUGAAGACGUGUCGCCUUUCCCCGGAUGCCUUUAUUCAGAUGGCGCUACAAUUGGCAUACUACCGAGAUGCGGGCAAAUUUUCCCUCACCUAUGAAGCAUCCAUGACACGGUUGUUCCGCGAAGGUCGUACGGAAACCGUUCGUCCAUGCACGAUCGAAUCGGCUGCAUGGGUUAAAGCGAUGCUUGAUUCAAACGUUUCGAUUGAAGAGCGUGUGCGUUUGUUGAAUGCGGCCUGUGAACGGCACCAGCUCGGCUACCAGGAUGCAAUGUGCGGCAAAGGAAUCGAUCGACAUCUGUUCUGCCUGUACGUGGUGUCCAAGUAUCUGGAAAUUGACUCACCCUUCCUGCAGGAGGUGCUGAGCGAACCAUGGAGAUUAUCUACUAGUCAAACGCCACACGGCCAAACUUCUAAAAUGGACCUGAAGAAACAUCCAAAUUGCAUCAGUGCUGGUGGCGGCUUUGGCCCCGUCGCCGACGAUGGAUAUGGUGUGUCGUACAUUGUCGCUGGCGAGGAUCUUAUAUUCUUCCACAUAUCAUCAAAAAAAUCCUGUGGAACAACGAGCUCCGAAAGGUUUGCGCAAGAAAUUUGCCGCGCUUUGGCCGAUAUGAAGUAUCUUUUCGAGGAGUAUCGUAGUUUACAGAAGAAGAAACAAUCCUCCGCCGCUAUUAAAUCCGACAAAUCAGAGGCCAAAUAGUGAUAGUG